Aspergillus ruber CBS 135680 is the source of this 1425-nucleotide messenger RNA. RefSeq names its product WD40 repeat-like protein. The transcript is spliced from 3 exons. NCBI's taxonomy places the organism in Eukaryota, Fungi, Ascomycota, Eurotiomycetes, Eurotiales, Aspergillaceae. Gene Ontology annotation, biological process: protein localization to mitotic spindle pole body; mitotic sister chromatid segregation; microtubule anchoring at mitotic spindle pole body. The coding region runs from base 1 to 1425 and encodes 474 amino acids. The record is from RefSeq and is a predicted model, not a curated record. Gene Ontology annotation, molecular function: protein binding. Gene Ontology annotation, cellular component: mitotic spindle; microtubule organizing center; MWP complex.
AUGGACUCCACCGGAGGAGCAGGGCUAUUACAGGUAUCACUAUCCGAGGAUGGGGCGUAUGCUGUCCAAUUGAACGCGAAGGAUCUCAUAGUCCACCUAAACCCCGCAUCGUCAGGGUUCAAAGAAGUGGAGAUUGUUAAAACAAAAGAGAGCGCAGCAAAAUUCGUCAAAUUCUCACGACCUAGUGCCUCAAAUGGACGCGUACUCUGGGCCAGUGAUUCUCGCAUUGUACUUUGGCAAUUGAGCCCGUUGCAACAGCACGCGGGAAUCGAGAGCAUUGAACCCGGUGUGUUGAACAUUGAUUUUGGCGGGGACGAAAAUGAAGUCAUUGUGUUUCACGCGUGGAAUACAAAAUUGACCAUCUAUUCUUUGGAUACUGGGCGAAGUCAGAUCAUCAAGACGCCGAAAUCAUCGCAUUAUAAUAAUUUCGGGUAUCGACCCAAGACUCGACAAUUUGCAAUUAUACUGAAGCCCGACGCUAACGAUCUACUCACUAUCCAUGAAUUCCGGUCUUAUGAUCUUAUAGGACGGGCUGUUCUACCAACAGUAGAUGUCCAGGGUCUGAAAUGGAGCCCCGAUGGCCGAUGGAUAGCUGUUUGGGACGCUGCAAGCACAGGCACGAAAGUGCUUGUCUAUACGGCCGAUGGACAGCCUUUCAGGACAUAUACCGGGCCACCAGAAUUGGAUGAUACCGUCGACCUUGGGGUCAAGAACAUACAAUGGAGCCCCGUUGCUCCUAACACUGGUGCAUCUGAAUAUUUGGCUGUGGGCAAGGUCGAUGGCACUAUAGACCUUCUCAAAAACAAAACAUUUACUUGUUCUAUUUCGCUUGCACAUGUCGCCCCAGCCGAUCAGAAUUCUUUCGUGGUUUGGCGAGAGCAAUUUACAAAUGCAGAAGGCGACCUCGAAUACACAGAAGUGCCGGGUCCAUCUGCACCCGCCAUGCUUGCAGAAACUUCUACCCCACCGCGCGGCGUAUCGAUAAUUUCAUUCAGCUCAGAAGGAAGCCUGCUCGCAACCGUGGACCAGACACGACCAAACAUCGUCUGGGUAUGGACGCUCGGGUCAGCACCGGGACUUUUCGCAGCUCUUUACCACGAACAUCCAGCUAAGCAGGUUGUGUGGCAUCCUUCAGAAACAGCGCUACUUAUAACAACGGCGAAUAAUGUCACAGCGGCUGUACACUAUUGGUCUCCGGAUGGCCCACCUGUAGUUGUGCGUGUUCCUGUGUCGAGGAGUGAAAGUGGGAAGUACGAUGCGCGAUGGCUAUCUUCAGGCCAGGAAGGUGAUUGGAGGUUCUGGUUUGGUACACCGGAAGAUUACGUGUUGGGAGAUAUCGAGGACCAAGGAAUUAUCCCGCAAUUUCGGGUUCAUUAUUCUGUUAAUAGCAAGGUCCCCGCAGGGAGUCAUGGCACGAGUAUGUGA